GAUCCAGUCUGUAGGAAGAUAAGGGUUAGAGCAGACCGGAUGAGCGGUGAAACAGGGAAUCAAUCAGGCAAAAAUGCACUGAGCUAAAGCAGAAAUCUAUUACAAAAACAAUAAAUAAUACAGAACACACUCAGACACUGGACCAAAAACAACCCUCACUCAAUCCAAUCCUGAAAAAAAACAAGCAGCCUGACUUUGGACACAAAGGCAUGUCUGUCCCUUUAAGAAACGUGACGCAGGAGGAAACUGAAAGUCAAAUGCUUUCCUGGGAAAUAACCGAACUCCCUGCAAUGAUUAUUUCUCCUUGACAGAUCGACUCUUAGCAGCAAAAUGGCCUCUAGCAACAGUCUCUUAUCUGAGGAGCAGUUUCUUUGUCCCAUCUGCUUAGAUGUGUUCACUCGGCCGGUUUCCACGCCGUGUGGACACAACUUCUGCAUGUCAUGUAUCACAACCUACUGGGACGACACACCGAACUGCCAGUGUCCCGUCUGUAAAGAGACGUUUGACAGGAGGCCGGAUCUCAGGGUGAACACUUUUAUUUCCGGGCUUGCGUUGCAGUUUAUGUCACUUCAAGUGAAGGAUGACGACAUGGGGAGCUCAGACCAGCAGCAGGCUAACGGUAGCGGCGAGGUGCUGUGUGAUAUUUGUGCUGACAACCAGCAAGAGGCUGUCAAAUCCUGUCUGGAGUGUCUGACCUCUUACUGUGAUGUUCAUCUAGAGCCUCAUCGUAGAGCUGCCGGGCUGAAGAGACACACACUGCUAGACCCCUUGUCGACCCUGGAGGACAGAAUUUGCAAGGAGCAUAGCAGGCUCCUGGUGAUGUUCUGCAGAAAUGAAGAGGUUUUGCUGUGUGACGCCUGCGCCAGUUUGCGCCACGUGAAUCAUGACGUGGUUUCCAUGCAGCGAGCGUACAGAGAGAUGAAAGCUCUGCUGCUGGAAGAAGAGACCAAAGUGCAGCAGAUGAUCCAGGAAAGGCUACAGAAGAUCCAAGUCAUGAGAGACUCAAUAAUACAAAGCAAGAAAGAAACCAAAGAUGUGAUAGCAAACAGCCUGCAGGACUUGAUGGAGCUCACUACCGGGAUUGAUAAGAUCCAUUCGGGGCUCGUGAAAAUGAUGGAAGACAAGCAAAAAGCAGCUGAAGAAGAAGCAGACAAGUUUAUUAGCAGUAUGAAGCAGGAGAUCACCGAACUGCAGACCACAGCAAAGAAGAUGGAGAAGCUAAAGCAGACUAACAACCAGCUUUGUUUCCUCCAGAGCUUCCCAAACUCGUCCCUCCUGCCACACACAAUGGACUUGUCCACAUUCACUUUCACCAGACAUGUGGAGAUUCAUCGCAUACAGAAAGUGUUGAGCAAAUCAGUAUCUCAAAUGCAAACACUGCUGAGCAAAAUGAACGCAGAAAUAACGCAAAUCUUGAACGGCACGGACGUGUCAAACGAGGCAACGCUGAGAUACAUGCAGCAGUACGAAGAGGACAUUAAGCUGGAUCCUGACACGGCUCACCCUCUGCUCAUUAUAUCCAAUGAUAGGAAAUGGGUGAGGUACAGCAUGGGUUCAGGUCUGUGGGGGAACCAGAUCCCGAACCCAAACAUGUUUACGGAACAUCUUGCAGUUCUUGGACAGAGAGGCUUCUCAUCAUGUAAGUUUUACUUUGAGGUGUUCGUGGGAGAAAAAUCUGAAUGGUGUCUGGGCGUGGCUAAAGCGUCCAUCCAGAGGAAUGGGUCACUUUUUCGGAGUUCUCUUUCUGGACUUUGGGCCAUUUGGUUCCUAGUUGACAAGUUUGAAACCUUCAGUUCUCCAAAUGUGCCGGUACACUUAGGAAAGGUGGAGAAGGUCGGCGUCUUUGUGGAUUAUAACGGAGGGCAAAUUUCCUUCUACGACGUACAAAGCGCAACUCUAAUUUACUCAUUUACUGAGUGUAUAUUUACCGAAGAACUGUAUCCCUACUUUAAUCCCUGUGAUAAUGAAUACGGUUCAAACUUGGAGCCAAUGAUAAUUGUUCCUGUCUGUCGCACGGACUGAACGGAGGCUUCAGAGACUCAGUGAUUUGUGGGUUAUUUGCUACAAUGCAACGGCUGAAUUUUUGGCAAAGAUUUUUAUAAUCGCAAAAUAGAAAGCUUUGCAGUGUAUCAUCUUCCCUCGCUGAUUUUGAUGACUUUAUUUAAGAUUAUAUUUAAGAUUCUAAUUUUAUUUAAGAUUCCAGGGCAAUCUAGUGGGUGAUUAAGCAUCAGAUAUCCGCAAACACAACCACAAAUUUGUGAACUAAGGGUUGUUUUGGCAAAAGAAACAUCAUGAAAUGUCCUGAGCUCAUAACACAGUUGCACUCGGUCCAGUUUCAAUGGGCUCUCAGGGCUCCGUGAAAUCACCAAGUGUGGACUUCUGGUGACUUUGCUCAAGAAAGUAACCCAUGAUGCAAAGCAGUCGAAGGUUAAAAUGGCAAUACCAGCGUAAUUCUCCUAAAGACAUUUUUUCAAGCAUGAAAACAGGUGGGGUUGCAUCUAAUAAGACUCACUUUCUCAAUAAAAUGUCAGAAAGUAGCUAUUAAAUUCCCAGAGCUUAAAGAAACAUAUUUACAUCGCUUGUUUUGUCAGCUCGACAGUCCAGCAUUUAUCAUUUAAGUCAGUUUAUGAGCCGGAACAAGCUGACAAUUUCACUUACAAAGUGCCUUAAAGUGCCUUGGCUGAUUAUUCAAUAAACAAAACAACAUUUCAAAAUAGCUGCUGAUUACUUUUCUGCCGAUUGAUUAAUCAACCCAAUGUUUGUUAGUUAUUGUUCAUGCUGGUUCACUGUCGACACCUGAAUGAAACAGAGCCAUCUUAAAUGUUGACACCAGUGCUUUUCCUUCUGAGACGUGUCAAAGUGUCUCUUAUGGAAAAUAAACAAGGAGAAAAUCUGGGAAAAUAAAUCAAAAUUAAAGCCACUAAGCAUUAGUGCACAGGCAUUAAGCACAUCCCAUGUACAUUCUUCAUUUUUAGUUUGCUGGUGAAAUACUCCUAAUACACAAAUAAUCCAAAGACAUCAAAUGCAUUCAUAUCAUUAAAAUCAUGUAAAUGUUCUUAUGGUGAUUUUGUUUGUCUGUUAGCAUACGUAUGUCGUCUCUCUGUCUGAUUAUGUUUAACCAAAUGAAUAAGUAAAAAUCUGUUAAAGCUAUAUGUGCUCUGUAGUGGUAAUAAAAGUUUGAUAUCCAUGUUGAUGAAAUUUUAAUAAAGUUUAAAAAAAAAAAACAUCACAUAACUAAAGCAGGCAAUGUUUUCCACUGUGUGUCUGCCUCAUCGCUCAUCUCCAUCAUCAGUGAGCUGAACAUUUUUCCUUUUGUGUCUCAUUUUCAUCUCUCUCAUCUUGUAUGUCCCAUUCAAGUUCUUGUAUUUAUCUCAACACUUGCAGCUUACACACACACACACACACACAACACUCGCCUCCCAUCGCCAUGGGAACACUCAGUCUCCCUGCUCCCAUAAUCCAUUUCCCAGCCACAAUGAGUAUUUGACACGGUUCACACUCGGAGGCCUGCUGUAUGGGGGGUGGGUGUGCUACGUCUUCUGCACAAAACACACACACAGUAUAAUAAAUAUGGAGCACGGGGAAAUUUACUUUCAGUCGUUCGCUAUUUAACCCGGUUUUGAUAUAAGAUGGUCCAGCAAAGGAGAGCUGGAGGACAACAAUCUUGUGCAACGUUCGGUU
Messenger RNA from Scatophagus argus, 3681 nucleotides. RefSeq names its product E3 ubiquitin-protein ligase TRIM21-like. The transcript has 2 exons. The record is from RefSeq and is a predicted model, not a curated record. The coding region runs from base 331 to 2022 and encodes 563 amino acids. Gene Ontology annotation, molecular function: zinc ion binding; protein binding. NCBI's taxonomy places the organism in Eukaryota, Metazoa, Chordata, Actinopteri, Scatophagidae.